UAUUCAAACUAUAUAUAAAGUAAGUUAAUAAAGUAAAUACUGUUGUUGGGUUCUGUUUGUAAGCUACCAAAUAUUUCCAUUUAUUGGAUGACUGAUUAAGUUGUAAGGUGUGAAUUAUAUUGGUCAAAAAUAUUGGUCAAACCGAUUGUCUGUCUACCUCUAAUUUAAACCUUCUAUUAAUAUUUAAUUGGUCUAAAUAUGGUUCCUUUAGACACAAAGAUAUUUAGAUAUGGCUGGCAUUUACUGUGGCAUCCAUCUGAAACUGACAAGCCCUCGCACACCCUGCCCAGACAAACCGAAACUUGCUUGAUUUGCAUGGAUAUCAACACAGUGUCUUCUUCCUUAUAAAGAGAAGGUUCUGUUUGACUGGACAAGUCAUGCCCUCACUUGUUUUUACAGCAAGAAAGUGGACAUACCCUCGGAGGUGUUGGAGGCUUUAUGGGCCUACCUUGAUGAGAUCCUUCACAGCAGGAAGCUUCAUAAUGUGCUGAGUCAGGGAAAACCCAUUAGCCUUCGCCUCACACUAGCACAGAUUACCAAUGACAGGAUUUUGAACUGUUUUUCAGGACUCGAAUCUGUCAGUUUCCACACAGUUCUGAGCUGUUGCCAUGGCAUCUUGACCUCCCCAGUGCUUUCUGUGACCUACACUGCUAAGUAUGAGUUGUUAGUGGAGCUCUUGAGUCGACUCUGUGGCUUGUCCAGCAUGCAGCUCAGGCAGCAGAAGUGUGAGGAGGGUCUCUCUCUUAAAGUCUUUGAGGUUCUCCUUCUUGUUCUCAGCACCUACCUAACAGUGCAGAAACAGCAGGCAAACUCCAACCGAGUGUUCUCCCAGGUAACGGCACACAUUCUUCAUCCUCUCCUCCUGCUCAGACACUUACUGAACACUACAGUAUGGACUGAGAAGGAUGACGUCAAGAUUUGUCAGCAUCUGACCAAGGAAAUCCGGAGGAAAGUGGACGCUGUUCUUCAGUCAGCGCUCUUCAUCCCUGAACAUUUGCUCUCCUACAGGGAAGAAGUUUUACCAUCUGAGGAUAAAGCUGGGGCCAAAACGAGCCAGGCAGGAAAGGGUUUGCAAGGUCCCGUCAAUAUGGUCCUUUUGAAACUUAAUGUCCAAGGAGCUAACGAAGACGAAGAGGCUUUAUUUUACACUGUUAAAUCAAACUCUCUCCCCCUGCUAUUUAAAUUUGCCUUAGAUUCAUUUUGUAAAGGGGGAGAUAACAAGCAAGUGAUCUUCCACCUCAUGACUAAGAUCAUUACUGCUUUGGGGUUCACAGAUGAACUGGAUAUUGAUCAGAAAUUUAGUGCAUCGAACUGGGGUAUUGUUUUACUAGCUCUGGAGAACCUCCUGAAUUCCUCUUUGGGUGGUGAUAUCUAUAAUGUGGCUGCAGACAGAAUACAACACAGAGAGGUGCAACUGAAUUUCUACAGGAAACUGGCUCGCCUAAUAUUUAACAAUACGCAGAUGGGCAUCCCAGCUUGGUACCGUUGUCUCAGAGCUCUGCUCACACUGAAUCACCAUAUCCUGGAGCCAGAUUUAGAUGAGCUUCUUUCCGCUGUGUGGGUUGAUGUAGUCAAUAUGGAAGUACGUGUUAGGAAACCCAGAGAAGCACUUGUGUCUGCCGUCUUGCAAACUUAUACCAAACUCCGACAGGUGCCUAAACUUAUAGAAGAGCUGCUUGAUGUAGUGUGUCAGCCUGCAGCAGAUGAAUUGAGACCACCGUUGUUGCCUGAAAUGAAACAAAAGACCCUGAGUCAGUGUUUGCUAGACAAUCCUCUGAGCCAAAAUCUUGAGAUCCUUGUGCUCCACAAACUGAAGAUACACUUGCUCAAAACAUCUACUGAAACAUCAGAUGCAUCAAAGAUGCAGAAAAUGGCUCAGUUUAUUCUAAACAGGCAAGAACUUUCAAUGAUGUUUGACACCAACCAGAUCUGGGACUUUCAAUUUUGUACUGUUAAUGCCAACACUUACAUGACAGCCUACUGGUUUCUUGUUACCUCCAACCUUCCAUUAACUACCCCUUAUCUUGAAGCAAAUGACAGAUCUGUUUUUGCAGAAUGCAUAUUGAAGUUUUUGCUUCAGAGUUUGGAUGCCUCUGGAAGCAAUUUGGAGAACACUGGGAUCUCUGUGUCUUUAAUAUCCAGGAAAUUACUCAAGAGUUUUCUUUGUGAGCUCCCUGAGAUGUUCUCUGCAGUGAUUAAGUGCAUCAUCAAGGAAUAUUUUGGACUGUUUGGCUCAUCACACGUUCAGUUAAUCAGUCCUUCAUUAUUGAAACCUUGUGUGGAAAUAGUUGGAGUUAAAGAUUAAGAAACAAACAUGAAGAGACUGAAAGCCAUUGGACAGGAGAUGUUAGACUCUGUCAAAAUGAGAUCUUCCAUACCUCUAUCUAAAACACAGGUAGAUCACUUACAGUAGCUACUCAAAGUCACAAGUGUCCUGAAUGGAAAUGCAAUGUACUCUGAAGACUAUUCAGAACUUUUCUCUUGCGUUCAUUGUGAUGAAAGCAUUGAUCUCUCUGCAUACAUAUGAUUGCUCAAAGAGCUUUUUAGUGUUAUGGCUUCACUCCUUGUGGUUAAAAACUCUCAAAUGAUCCUGAAAGUUGUUCAUGGAAGUAAUCUCUUAGAGGCAGCUAUGACAUCCCUCUUCUCUCUCAAGGGCCUGUAUGGCCUGAUCCGGUUGUCUUUCCUUCAGUCAGUUCAAGACUUCAUUCAGUCCCUAAUUCAGCUCAUAAUCGACAGGAAGAGCAGCAUGUGCGUCAAUCUGGAGAAGUUUACCUCCUUCAUGGUUGAAAGUAACCUCACUGCAGGAGUUCUGGCUGUAGAUGCAGGGGAUCUCUGCUCGCUACAACUCCAUCUGGUUACUUUAAGCACGCUUUGCAAAGAAAUGAUUACAAGUCUCGGCAAGAACGAACAGCUGGAUCAGACUCUGACUCAUUUGUUAGAGAAGGCCACUUCUGUCAUGGAGCCAGCCAUACAGGCUGUGCUGAUGCGCAAGGGAAGUAGACAGAGAAAGUCUUUUUCUGUUGAAAUUGUAACAGUCAUGAUCAGGAGUGAACUAGCAAGAGCCUCAAUCUCUGAAAAUGACAGGCAGGGGAAAAUAUCCCACAUGGCAUUCUUCCGAAGCUUUUGCCAGCAGAUCUUAAAGGAACUCAUCCCAGCACCUCGCCCUUUGGACUUCCUCAUUUCAUCUUCUGCGUUCUACAUGGCACCGGAAAAGACCAAAGCGACAGAUCUUGAAGAACUCCAUAUUAAGAUUUUGCAGAGUAUCCAUGCGCUGCUGUCAGGAACGUGGAUGUCAUUGUCAGAUGUGAAGGAGCUGGAGGGGCCAGUAAAGGAGCUGCUAAAUCAGCUGGUGUCCAGCUGUUCUCAAGAGCAGUUCCAUCUAUUACUGCUGAUGCUCAGAGAGGGGCUUGUGCCAACAAAGAUUGAAGGAGGCCACUGCACUGAGGUUCUGUCUGUGGUAACUGUUAUAAAGCUGCUCGCCUGUUGUCUGUUUCCAGAGCAUUGCUCAAAGGCUUUUUGCCUCGUCACACCACAAAUCAUAUCUACUCUCAUUGUGAUGCUGAAGGCUUCUCCUACCUUCCUGAAUGGCUUUUAUCGCUUGGUUUCAUCAGUCAUGCAUGAAGGCAGACAGCGGGGGGACUCUGACAGAGCUUCUGAGAAAGACAAAGAGUCUCUUCUGAAGUGUGCCACUCUGGUGGAGAGGAUGUACACUCAUAUUGCCAAUGCUGCUGAAGAUUUCACAGUCCUUAUUAUCGUUGCACAGUAUGUUAGUGAACUGCAGAGGGUGACGCUUCAGCCAGAAAUUAAGGCACAUCUAACAGAGGGAAUAUACUGUAUCCUGGACCACUGUGUUGAACAAGACAUUAAGUUUUUGAACACCACCCUUCAAAUGGGUGUCAAGGAAGUGUUCAAUGAACUGUACAAUAGUUACACACACUAUCACAAAUCUCAAAGGCAAGGGGAAGAAAAGUACACUGUCUAAAAUUUGCAUCCUCUGCCUUAAACUGUUUGUGUGAAGUUAAUGAAUCUGUAGUUUACUUCUAAUUGAUCUGCUACAAUUAAGAACGUGUUUAGAAAUGUUUAAAUAUAUAUAUUGUAAUAUAUGUAUGUAUGUUAGUUCACCCAAAAAUGAAAAUUGUACUGUCAUUUAUUUGUUGUUCCAAACCUGUAUGACGUUCUUGUGUGAAACACAGAUAUUUUGAUCUUAUUUUUAUUUUUUUUGUCCAUACAUUGGAAGUCAAUAGUCUCCAUUGCUGUUUGAUUCACAGUGCUCUUCAAAAUUAUGUUUUUGUGAUCUGCAAAAAAAGAAAUUCAUAUAGGUUCGGAAUGUCAAGAGGGAGAGUUUUGGGUGAACAAUCCCUUUAAAUAAGGGGGAAAAACACCCUGAAAUGUACAUGUCAGCAUGUAUUUUGUAUUUUUUUUUUUGGGUAAUUGAAAAACAGGAUGUUUUUUUAUAAGAAGAACAGUACAUUUUUCUGUGUAACCAGUACUAAUGUCCUCAGACAAACCCUCUUAAGUAAAAGACCUAACAAAGUGUUUAGGUGUAGUAAACUAAUGUGCUACUCAUCAGCUGAAGUUGGAGAAAUUCUGUCUCAGGAUUGUGCUUCUGAGUAAACCAAUUAACCUGA
Cyprinus carpio (common carp) is the source of this 4628-nucleotide messenger RNA. Its product is annotated as unhealthy ribosome biogenesis protein 2 homolog. The transcript has 8 exons. Gene Ontology annotation, biological process: ribosome biogenesis. The record is from RefSeq and is a predicted model, not a curated record. Gene Ontology annotation, cellular component: nucleolus. Lineage: Eukaryota; Metazoa; Chordata; Actinopteri; Cypriniformes; Cyprinidae.